AUGUGGCGCCUGAGACGCGCUACUGCAGCGCUAAGCCGUGGCCAUGCCCAUGCCCGGCUGCUGUCAACCGAGGCACAGGCUCCUCGACCGCGGGCCAGGCCGGUUGCCAAACAGAAGCAGAUGGUGACGGCGGGAAAGGUAAUGGGAGUUGCGGCAGUUGGUGUGGGUGCAUCUUUAUGUGGAAGCCAGCAACUGCGAGAUGACGUUCAUCGGGUGCUUUUAAAAGCCAACGAUGCCUUCGAGGACUUCAAUGAUGUCUCUCGAGAUUACUUUGAACGGAUCGGAGAUCGCUUUGUCUCGAGCAAGAAGGAGCCGUGGCUAGUGGACAAAGCAACUCUUCAGUAUCCUGAGCACAUACCAACCUUGGUUCUUGAUGUCGACAAGGUGAUAUUGCAUUUGCAACAUGAUAGCAAAAAGGGCUGGCAAGUGAUCAAAAGACCAUUUGCGGACAAGUUCUUCAAGGAGAUUCCUCACUACUACGAAGUGGUGCUUUUCUCUGACGACGUCUUUCCUGUUGCACUCGAUAUUGCUAGCAAAUGGAACAUUCCGGUUACAGGUGUUUUGCACCGGGACUUCUGCAAGAAGAAACGAAAUCACUUUGUGAAGGACCUCUCAAAGCUGGGCAGAAAACUUGAUCGGGUUCUAAUGAUUGAUCACGAUCCUGUUGCUUUCGAGCUACAGCCUGAGAAUGGCAUUCUUAUUCGACCCUUUGAUGGGGAUCCCUCUGACACCGAGCUUGCUGACUUGCUGGAGUUCCUAAAGGCUGCUGCUUCAACCCCGAUGGAUCUUCGGAAGUUCGUUCAGAAGUAUGGUGGCGGAGAUGAGGAUGUCGGCAGGCGCUAUUUGCUAGAAAGGCAAGAGCAGGGCAAGCUGAUUGAGAAGAAAAGGGUGCUUGGAAGGGCCAUUGGAGCUCGAUCUGGCUUUGCACAGCCCGGACAGACGGGCAACUUUGGCAUGCCACGAUAG
Molecule: messenger RNA, 966 nt
Organism: Durusdinium trenchii
Lineage: Eukaryota; Dinophyceae; Suessiales; Symbiodiniaceae
Source: the annotation of a GenBank genome assembly